Nicotiana attenuata is the source of this 4033-nucleotide messenger RNA. RefSeq lists its product as uncharacterized. Gene Ontology annotation, cellular component: MLL1 complex; Ino80 complex; NSL complex. Bases 120 to 1709 code for a protein of 529 amino acids. Gene Ontology annotation, molecular function: G-quadruplex RNA binding. The record is from RefSeq and is a predicted model, not a curated record. NCBI's taxonomy places the organism in Eukaryota, Viridiplantae, Streptophyta, Magnoliopsida, Solanales, Solanaceae. The transcript is spliced from 7 exons. Gene Ontology annotation, biological process: positive regulation of transcription by RNA polymerase II.
UCUCCCUGUCUCACUCUCAAAUGCUCUUUAGAAAAAAGCAAGAAAAUAGUGGCCAUAAAAAGAGCAAAUUAGAAAGCGGCGCCACCUUUUGAUUUUUGAGUUCUCAAAUUCGCGCAACAAUGGGAGCUCUUCCUCCUGUUUCUACUUGGAUUCCUGAAGACGACCGUUUGCUUAUUAACGCCGUUAAGGCUGGUGUAUCUUUUGAAUCACUUGCCAAAGGUGCAGUUCAAUUUUCCCGGAGAUUUACAGUUCAGGAAUUGCAAGAUCGAUGGCAUGCUCUUCUAUGUGAUCCAGUUGUUUCUUCUGAAGCAUCAUCUCUCAUGAUGGAGUUUGAGCAUUCUGCUUCGACAACAAAAUCUGACCCUAUUAGAUUUGAGCAGGCAAAAGAAAGUAAAAAGUGUGUUCCUGAGAAGAGAAAAGCUGAGAGCAUCCCCUCAUUCUACUGCCCUAUGCAUAAGAGAAUCUCUAACGACACAUUUGACUCAGUGGAUGCCGAUUAUCUUGGUGGUUCUGGAAAUAAUGACGAUCCUCAGUCCGUGGAUUGCAUGUUUGUAGAUUCAUUGAUAGAUAAUUUUGGUAAUCAAGAGUCUAAUUUUAAUAUCAUACUUAAUAACGUUCUGGAACAUGGAGCUGGGAAUUCCAUUUAUGCUAGUGAUUAUGUAACUGCUCCUUCAGCUUUACCCAUUGGGAAAAAUCAUAAUGGAGAUGUUUCCCUUGGCAGCUUUAGCUUUCAGGAUUUCCCCAAUGGAAUUGAAGGAACUCUUUCCCCUACUGAGAAUCGCGAGAUGAUCUCCGCUGUUGGGGGGUUGUCUCAACCAAAUGAAGUGCCAGUUAGCGAAUUACUUGAAGCAGAGGAUUUAGAACCUAUACUGCUAGAUAUGGCAGGUCAAUUUGAUGAUGAUGUGAGAAAUACUUCUUCUGGAUAUGACAGCCAGGUCUUCACUGCCGCAUUUCCUGACAGUGCCUUGUCAUUUCAACUGCCAGAUUUUACAAUUGCAGGCGCUUCUGUCCCGACUCUGCCGAAUUUUGAACAUGCCGAGAAAGAACUGAGCAUUGAAAAUACAUUAGUAGUUCCGGUUCACGGUGGGGCAAAUAAAAUGGACACAUCAGGAUAUAGUAUUGUGACUCUUGUCAACUCAUCAUCCAACUUGGAAGACCAAAUCUCGUGUGAUAUCUUGAGAAAUUCAUCCCUUAGUACUGAUGACUACUUAGUUGAGCUAUCAAAUUUUUUGUUCAACUCUAAAGAUGAUGAAGAGCCGCUUUUCGUGGGCCCUGAUCGAAAUGAGGUGAUUGAUGAGUCUUAUUUUGAUGAUUUCAGCUCAUUCUUGUUGGAUACUCCCGAUGACACUGAUAAUGGUGUAUCCGAAAUUUCAAAAGCUCCAGAUCAGCAGCUUCCCAUUCCUGACGGUGCUCGUCCCGGAGAGUUAAGUGACAAGCGUGUGAAUCAUUAUGGUGAUAAGCCUAUUGUUUGCAGUUCAGAGGUUCAAAUGAUAUCUUCUGCAUUGUCUGUCAAUCCUGCUUUUCCUGAAAUGCGUGAUGGAGUUAUCUGUUGCACGUUAAACACUGAGGUCCCAGAGAUUCCUACCAAUGAUGAUGUUUUUCUUCCUGUUAGAAUGCCGUCAAUACCUUCUCCAUUGAUGGCACAUCAUACAUGUGUUAAGACUUAUUGUCCAGUGUCCUCUAUCGAUGGUUUCAAAAGAAUGAACUGAUAGGUGAUGAAAAUGUCCUUAAGAAAGCAAUUGCACCAGAAUCAAGUGCAAACAGUAUACCAUCCAAUUGCAAAGACUUUCCUAUUGAGAGUGAUUAUUCUGGUAUAUGAAUUGUAUUUUCCUCACAGUUAUUAGUUGACCUUAACUAGUUCCUUUUAUCACUGUCCAGAUCCUUGAUAUGGAACUGAGCUCAAAUGGCCAGGAUCUGUGUUCUAGUAAGAGAGUCAUGAAUUACCAGUUUGAAGAGUGUGUAAGAGGGCAAUUAUCAGGAUGAAGGAGGCUGCUGUUGCUUGUACACAAAUAGCUCUUGCUGCUCAAGGAGCAUUAGCUGUUCUGCAUGGCCGUCACUCGAAGUAUUUGAUUCGAAAAACCUGAAGUUUUGCAGAACUUUGGGUGUAAUGGGACAGCAACAAAACCGAAGAAUGGGAGGGACUAGUGAGCAUCAUAUUAUUUUUCUUUUGCAAGAUGCACAUGCAAAACAAGAUUUCCUGCCAGUUUGACUGAUGUAACGCAUAAGCAUAUUAUGAUGGCUAGGGAACGGAAGGGGAAGUCUAGAUAACUGAAAUACUGAAGAUUACAAGUGUUGAUUCUAUCAUUGGAAGUUUUACUGGAAGAGCGACCGAAGAUAUUAAAGUUGACAUUCACUUGGGCAGAGAAGGUCUUGAUACUAUAAUUUCACAGCAGCAGGAAACUAUAAAGAUGGACGUGUGUGGACUAUUCUACUUGCAGAACGUCGGUAAAUAUUCAAUUUAUGUGAGUGGCAAAGAAGUGCUUCCUAAACAGAGUCUAACUGUCACCCCCGGUUCCUUAAUUGCGGUAUAGUUAUUCUGCACAAGUAUUUAUUAUCUUAGCUGACAAAAUGUUGUUUGGUAAUUCAAUUAACUAAGUUGGCUAAACCUUAGACCUUUUUGUUGAAAGAAAAGUCACUAUUAACCUUAGAGCUCUUGCCUUGUUUUGCAUAUGACCUUACAGGAGCAUAUUCUUAUUCUUCCCAAUACUCGAUGAGUAAAACAAAAUUUUCAAAUCAUAUAGCUGACCAAACUAAUUUGGAACUGAGGCGUAUUUGAUUGAUACUUGUUCUUAACUUUAGUUUAUCAACUGUAACAUUUACUACUUAGGAAUUAUUUCCAUUUGGGACUUUUAGGGUGGUGAGUCUAUUGAGGAAUAUUUAAAGCCAAGCCAGGGCGAUUAUUUGACACUUGUCAAUGAGGGACAGGAAUAAUAGUCGUAGACCCUUUCAUCGCCCAUACUCAUUUCGUCCCACAACAACUCAUGGGUUAGCUGACACUUGUGCUUGCCUGUUCUUGCCUUUCCAGUGGAAUAGUCGAGGUGCAAGCGAGGUGGCUGGACACCACCAGUCAGAAAAGGAAAAGUUCUCAGGGGUUUUUGUAUCCUGUUGCUUACAUUGCAGAGUGGUUUCUCACUGCUCGGACAUACUUUUAUAGCUUCCUCCUUUUUCUCCAGAAUCUGUAUUUUGGCAAUCCAUUCAUGCAAGCUCGUUGAAGCAUGCUCUAUGCAAAAAGGGCAGCCCGAUGAACUAAGCUCCCGCUAUGCCCGGGGUCCGAGGAAGGGUUGGACCAUAAUGGUCUAUUGUACGCAACCUUACCCAGCAUUUCUGCAAGAGGCUGUUUCCACGGCUCGAACCCGUGACCUCCUGGUCACAUGGCAUGCUCUAUGCAAGUUAAAUAAAAUUGCUGGGUAUCUAAUUUAGCUUAUCUAAUGAGCUAGCUGGAACCACCACUAUGCUUUGAUAAAUUGCCACUUUAGGUCCUAUCAUUUUGUUUUUGUUACUGCUCAGCAAUAUGAUGUUGCUCUCCUGUGUCUGAUGUCCAUCUGUCUAGUCUGAUUGAGGAAAUUGCAGGUCGGGGAAAUCACAUUAACGUUCUGAGAUGAAUCAAUAUCGUAUACAGCAGUAAAUAGACAACUUGAUGAGAAGCCAAAGGAGAAAUAAUUAAGCUUUUUCGAUGACUCAGAAGGUGAACAGGAGGUCACGGGUUCGAGCCAUGGAAACAACAUCUUGCAGAAAUGCAGGGUGAGGAUGUGUACAAUAGACCUUUGUGGUCCAGCCCUUCCCCGGACUUCGGCAUAGCGAGAUUUUAGAGGUGAAUAGGAGGUCACGGGUUUGAGUCAUGGAAACAGAAACGCAGGGUGAGGAUGUGUACAAUAGGCCUUUGUGGUUCGACCCUUCCCCGGACCCCGGCAUAGCGAGAUUUUAGUGAACCGGGCUGCCUUUUAUAAAUGAAUGUGUGAGAGUCUUGAAGAGCUCUUCAAAGUGUUUCAUAACUUUUGCCGUUACUAUGAAAUGAUAGAUAAAGUUAUUUGCA